AUGAACCCUCAACAGCCGGUUCAGGGUGCUGGCGCACCGCUCCAGGGUCAACCAGCUCCUCCGCGCCCAGGACCUCCUCUAGGAGCACAGCAGCAGCAGCCACGCUUUCCCCCCCAACAGCAGCAACCAUAUCCACAGCAACGCCCGGCUCCACAGCAGCAACCACAACAAGGCCAACAAGGCGUUCGACCGCCACCCAACGUGGCCAUGCAAGCUCGUCCACAGCAGCAGCCGCAGCAGCCAGGGAUGCCUCUGCCUAGGCCAGCACAAGCUCCCACUACCGGCGCUCGCCCACCUUCCGGCCGUCCUUUCCCACAGCAGUCAGGCUUACAGCCGUCCGCAGCCCCCGGGAGUGCCUCUCUACAGCCAGGUCAGAUCCAAGGUCAACUGAGCCCUCGUCCACCCGCACAGCCCGGCGCUGCCACGGCAGGUGUCGAAUCUCAGAUGGCCGGUAUCCAUCUUCAAGCUCGUCAACCUAGCCCCGCUCCCGCCCCUGCCCUCUCUCCCGACGCUGGUCCCGCCAAAACAAAACGCAGCGCGCGCGCCUACCACACGGACGCGCAAUCUGCCUCUCAGCCCGGCUGGAACGAUGCACCCAGCCAACCCAACCCACCGCCGGCGCCAUGGCAGCAGGCUGCCGCCGCCAGAGUCGUACAGCAAGGCCACCAAUUCAAUCAGCCCAAUGACGACGACGCGGCGCUCGACCAGAUGCCAGGUCAACGCAACAUGAUCUCCCCCGCACAGGCUGCUCACAAUCGCGCCAUGAUGUCUCAAGGUGCUGCGCGGCCCAACUUGCCCUCCAACCCGCAGAGCAGCGUUCCGGGCAUGCAAGCAGCCUUGGGAGGAGGUGCAGGCGGAGCAGGCGGCGCCAUCGCUCAGCCACCUCACCAGGCUGGUCAACGAUUUGCAGGGCCCCGCAGCAAGAUCGACCCGGAUCAGAUUCCCAGUCCCGUCGAGAUGCAGGAUGCCGACCAGGACUUUUUCGACAAGGAGUGGUUCGCCACCUGUGGACGAGGCGGUAUGCCGCUCAGCACUACCAGCUUUGCCGCCGUCGAUCAAGGCAACUGCUCUCCCAAGCAUCUGCGUCUCACCACCUACAGCAUGCCCGCUACCGACGAACUCGCCACCACCUCGCAAUUACCGCUGGCUGUGAUGUUGCAGCCUUUCGCCCAGCUUCGUCCCGACGAAGCUCCCAUCCCUGUCGCCACUUUCGGCGAGAGCGGUCCUCCGCGUUGCAAGCGUUGCCGGGCCUACAUCAACGCCUGGUGCGUGUUUGUUGAAGGUGGUCAGAAGUGGACCUGUAACCUCUGUGGAACCGCAACCGAGGUCGCCGCCGACUACUUUUGCAACCUAGACAUGAGCGGCCGACGAGUCGACUUCGACCAACGCCCUGAGCUCUCGCGUGGCUCGAUCGACUUCGCCGUGCCCAAAGAGUACUGGGCUAUUCAGUCGGCGCCUCCUGCCUCCGUGCUGCUCCCCGUCGCGCCCGCGAGCACUCGCACCGAGACGGCCAAACUCGAUACCAAGACAGACGCAAAGGGCUACGAAGGCAACACCCUCGGCCUCAGCGGCCAGGGUGCGCAGGCGGCGAAAAGCGCGACAAAAGUCGCCAGCGAGGCACUCAACGGUUUGCAACUCGGUAAGGGCCGCACUACGGUGCGCGCUCCUCGCCCGUUGACUUACUUCUUCGCCCUCGACGUCAGCUACAGCGCAGUGCGUUCCGGAGCCCUCGCCAGUUCCGUCGAGGCGAUCCGAGAGACGCUCUACGGCCCCAAGGCCAGCUCGGCGGACGAAGGAACCAACGGCGCGCCAGAUGCCGAUCCUGCCACGGGCCCCGGCUUUGGUCUUGUUGAGGGUGCCCGCGUUGCCAUCCUUACCUUUGACCGAGCGCUUCACUUCUACAACCUCUCUGCAGAGUUGGACCAGGCCCAGAUGCUCGUGGUCGGAGACAUUGACGAGCCGUUCGUGCCCAUCAGCGAUGGGCUUCUGGCCGACGUCUGGGAGUCUCGCCAUCUCAUCGAGGGUCUGCUCGACAACCUGCCCAGCAUGUUUGGCGACAACAUGGUCGGCGAUGCUGCGCUCGGUGCCGCGAUCCGCGGCGCGCAAGCCGCACUGUCCACCAUCGGAGGUCAGGUCAACAUCUUCCUGUCAACCAUCCCCACCGUCGGACCUGGUGCGCUCAAGCACCGCGAGGACACCAAGUUGUACGGCACGGACAAGGAGAAGAACCUGUUUGUGCCUCAGGACGGAUUCUACCGCGGCGUCGCCGAAGAGUGUGUGGACGCAGGCAUCGGCAUCAAUAUGUUCUUCUUCCCUUCGCAGUACAUUGACGUGGCGACGAUCGGCGUGCUACCUGGCUUAACCGGCGGCGAUGUGCUGUUCCACCCUCGCUUUGAUCCUGUGCGUGACGGCGUCAAGCUGCAAACCGAGGUACGACGCACCGUACUUCGCGAAACCGCCUACAACGUCACGAUGCGCCUCCGAUGCUCCAACGGUCUGCGUGUCGCCGAUCACUUUGGCAACUUUUUCCAGCACAAUGCCACCGAUCUCGAGCUGGGUACGAUGGAUGCCGACAAGUGCAUCGCAGCGCUGGUCAAGCACGACGGCAAGCUGGACGAGAAGCACGAAGCACACUUCCAGUGCGCCGUGCUCUACACAACAGCCGAGGGUGAGCGACGCGUCCGAUGCCACAACAUUGCCGUACCCGUCACUUCGUUGCUUGGUAACGUGUUCCGCUAUGCUGACAUGGACAGCACCGUGGCGUUCUAUAGCAAGGAGGUGGUGUCGUUGGCCCACGCCAAGCCGCUCAAGGAGGUGCGGCACUAUCUCACGGACAAGUGCGUCAAGAUUUUGCUCGCGUACCGUCGAAACUGCGCUUCGUCCACCAGCCCGGGUCAGCUCAUCCUCCCCGAGAGCUUCAAGCUGUUCCCGCUGUAUGCGCUGGCGAUCAACAAGACCAAGUGCAUCAAGGGUGGUAACGUCACUUCCGACGUACGUGCAUUCUACAUGCGCUUCUUCCGCGCACAGGGUGUGUCGGCGAUCAUGUCGAUGCUGUACCCACGCAUGAUCGCACUGCACACCAUGUCGGAUGCCGAUGGCUCUCCUAUCAAGAUUCAACAGCCCGAUGGCACGACGGUCGACGGAACACGCAUCAAGACGCCGGCGCUGAUGCGACCAUCUUACCUGCGUAUGGAAGGCCACGGCGCCUACUUGCUAGAAAAUGGCGAGAUGUGCAUCUUGUGGCUGGGUGCCAACGUCAAUCCGCGCCUGCUUGAGGAUCUGUAUGGCGUCAACUCGUUGGAAGAGAUCGACGCUCGCAUGACGCGUCUGCCCAAGCUGCCGACCAAGCUGUCCAAGCAGGUGCGCGCCAUCAUUCAUUCGUUUGCGCUGCAGAGGAACAAGCCCGAAUUACCCGUACUCAUCGCCCGACAGAACCGCGAUGGCACCGAGGUGGAGCUCGCCAACAGUCUGGUGGAAGACCAGAACAACGACGCCAUGAGCUACGUCGACUACCUCUGCCACGUGCACAGGAUCAUCAGCUCAGACAUGACUUCAGGGAAGGAGGAGUCGUCAUCGUGGUUCUCGUCAUGA
Molecule: messenger RNA, 3591 nt
Organism: Sporisorium graminicola
Lineage: Eukaryota; Fungi; Basidiomycota; Ustilaginomycetes; Ustilaginales; Ustilaginaceae
Exons: 1
Coding region: 1-3591 (1196 amino acids)
Biological process (GO): intracellular protein transport; endoplasmic reticulum to Golgi vesicle-mediated transport; COPII-coated vesicle cargo loading
Cellular component (GO): endoplasmic reticulum exit site; COPII vesicle coat
Molecular function (GO): SNARE binding; zinc ion binding
Source: RefSeq, a predicted model, not a curated record